AUGUUCGGCAUCAAAGGAUGGGACUGGGACGAUCUCCUACCGUUUUUCAAGAAGUCUGAGAAACUCAAUAUCACCAGUCAAGUUGAGACCCACAUUAAGCCUGAGCCUAGUGCGCACGGUGAUUCCGGCUACAUACACUUAAACACACCUUAUGGGACUGUCCCUUCUCGGGAAAUGUUUUUCAAAGCCAUGAAUGAGGUUGGGGUUCAGACCAAUCCCGAUCAGGCCUACCUAAAACCAAAUCUGUCUAAACUCCCAAAUUUACAUCUGGUAACGGAAGCCCAUGUUGCGCGCGUUUUAUUCACGGAUUCUGCUGGUAAGGGGGAUCUCUCUGCCGAGAGCGUGGAGUACACCAAGAACGGCGAGACGCGUACAGUGAAGGCAAAAAGAGAAAUUAUUCUCUCUGCUGGAAGCUACGGAAGUCCACAGAUUCUUGAGCUCUCCGGAAUUGGGGAUCGUAAUGUACUCACCAAGUACGGGAUAAAGACUUUGGUCGAUUCUCCAGGUGUUGGUGCCAACCUCCAACUUGGCUGCGAAAGCAUGGUACUAAUGUAUCAGGAUAUAGAGGAACACAUAAUGGCUCCGAUGUGCUUCGAAUUGGCGGUGGGCAUAGAUUCUUUUGAUACUCUGCGAGCGGAUCCUGCUUUCGCGAUGGAAGAGCUGAAGAAAUAUAUGGCAGGCGAAAAGACCAAAUUCUCCUUUGUACCAAUAUCGUUUGCUACGCUGACUGCCAGUCAGAUCUUGCAAACCGAGGAGAAAACCAAGUUCAAGGAUACUCUAAGGGAGAUCUCCAAGCGUUCCGAAAAUUCAUUUGCAUCGAAAAUGGCGGAACUGCGGGUUGGAUGGUUGGAUGACGACGCUGUGCCUUUCUUGGAGUUCAUGGAAUCGUCUGCCUUCGCGCUCUCCACUUCUGGAAAGACACCGGCCCCAGGGAAAACAUACGUUUCCAUUUACAUCGCGCUUCAACACCCUACUUCACGGGGAACGGUACACAUUACUUCAGCUAAUCCCAACGACAAGCCAGAAGUAGAUCCUUGCUUCUUGCGGAAUGAAACAGAUCUCGAGGCCAUGCUCGCAGGGUUCAAAUUUAUUCGGAACGUGCUAAGCAAGACUGAGGCCUUUAAAGUCUCUGUGGUUGGAGAGGUAUCACCUGGUAGUGACGCGGAUGGGGAUGAGGCGUUGAAAGAGUAUAUCAAGGGUAACAUCGAUGUGGUUUUCCAUCCCGUAGGAACUGCUGCUAUGUUACCGAAGGAGCUGGGAGGUGUAGUUGAUAACGAUUUGAAGGUGUAUGGGACAGCUAAUCUGAGAGUGGUCGAUGCGUCGAUAUUCCCUAUUGAGUUUUCCGUGCACCCCAUGGCCACGGUUUAUGCAAUGGCGGAAAAGGCGGCAGAUAUUAUUGGUGGAUCUAAAUGA
Marasmius oreades (fairy-ring Marasmius) is the source of this 1413-nucleotide messenger RNA. RefSeq lists its product as uncharacterized. Gene Ontology annotation, molecular function: flavin adenine dinucleotide binding; oxidoreductase activity, acting on CH-OH group of donors. The record is from RefSeq and is a predicted model, not a curated record. NCBI's taxonomy places the organism in Eukaryota, Fungi, Basidiomycota, Agaricomycetes, Agaricales, Marasmiaceae. The transcript has 11 exons. Bases 1 to 1413 code for a protein of 470 amino acids.